Messenger RNA from Lethenteron reissneri (Far Eastern brook lamprey), 1787 nucleotides. Its product is annotated as casein kinase I-like. Gene Ontology annotation, biological process: protein phosphorylation. Lineage: Eukaryota; Metazoa; Chordata; Hyperoartia; Petromyzontiformes; Petromyzontidae. The record is from RefSeq and is a predicted model, not a curated record. Gene Ontology annotation, molecular function: ATP binding; protein kinase activity.
CGCCGCGUGACGUCACGCUCCCGACAACCAUGGCCACCGGCGGCAGCAGCUAGGAGGAGAAGGCUCAGGGUGAACGUUUCAAUCCGCCGCAUCCGCCGCGUUCGCGCGCCUCAGCCGCCAACAUUUCGAGCGGAACAUAUCCCGCACAAGUCCCCGCGCUCGCCGGCGCCAAUAUUUCUGCGAUCCCGCGCAAGACCUCGGCGAGCGCCACGGCGACCCGGCCUCGCACCAUGGAGUUGCGCAUCGGCAAUAAGUACCGGCUGGGCCGCAAAAUCGGCAGCGGCUCCUUCGGCGACAUCUACCUGGGCACCAACAUCGCGACGGGUGAGGAGGUGGCCAUCAAGCUAGAGUGCGUGAAGACCAAGCACCCUCAAUUGCACAUUGAGAGCAAGAUCUACAAGCUGCUGCAGGGCGGGGUCGGCAUCCCCGUGAUCAAGUGGUGUGGUGCGGAGGGCGACUACAAUGUGAUGGUGAUGGAGCUGCUAGGCCCCAGCAUGGAGGACCUCUUCAACUUCUGCUCCCGCAAGUUCAGCCUGAAGACCGUGCUGCUGCUCGCGGACCAGAUGAUCAGCCGCAUCGAGUACCUGCACUCGAAGAACUUCAUCCACCGUGACAUCAAGCCCGACAACUUCCUUAUGGGCCUGGGCAAAAAGGGCAACCUCGUCUACAUCAUCGACCUGGGCCUGGCGAAGAAGUACCGCGACUCGCGCACCCACCAGCACAUCCCCUACCGCGAGAACAAAAACCUGACGGGCACGGCGCGAUACGCCUCCAUCAACACCCACCUGGGCAUCGAGCAGAGCCGGCGGGACGAUCUGGAGUCCCUGGGCUACGUGCUCAUGUACUUCAACCUGGGCUCGCUGCCCUGGCAGGGCCUCAAGGCGGCCACAAAGCGCCAGAAAUACGAGCGCAUCAGCGAGAAAAAGAUGUCGACGCCGAUCGAGAUGCUCUGCAAGACUUACCCCUCCGAGUUUGCGACGUACCUCAACUUCUGCCGCUCACUGCGAUUCGACGACAAGCCUGACUACUCGUACCUGCGACAGCUCUUCCGCAACCUGUUCCACCGGCAGGGCUUCUCCUACGACUACGUGUUCGACUGGAACACGCUCAAGUUUGGAGGCAGUCGUGCCGGGCAGGAGGAGGCCGGGCGAGAGCGGCGUGAGCGGGAGGAGCGACUCAAUGGCACGCACGCCCACGUGCCGACACGCGCGUUGCCCGGCUCGGCCGCUGGCAGAAUCCGGCAGGAUCACGCCGCCAUGCCAGCUCCCCUCUCUCCCACACACCAGCCUCCCGGGGUGGUGGGUACCCGUCCAUCCGUGCGCCCCGAGCAGGACCGCAAGGUGAGCAUGCGUCUGCACCGCGCCGCGCCCGUCAACCGCUCCUCCUCCGACCUGACGGGCGGGCAGGAGCCCCUCCCCCGCGUCGCCUCCAAGUACUGUAGCUCACUGCCGCCUGCCACUGAGCGACUGCGCCACUAUGCCAAACGGACACGCGUUGGCGCGUUCAUGACGCUGCCUGCCGCCAUCUCGUCCAGCAGCGGACUGAACUCGGCAGCCCUGCGCCGGAGCAGCGCGUCGGGCCGGGCAGAAGAUGGAGACGCCAUGUCGCGCUCCAACUCCUCCCGCGUGCUCAAGAAGUGACGGCCCCCGCUCCCCCCGUGCCCCCUCCCCCUCCGUGCCAGCCCCCCACAAGACUCUCCUCCCCCCAUCGCGCCCGGGACGAGCAGCCCUUUGGACCGCGCGCCACCCGCGGUGCCGCGGCUGCUACCCUCUGCGCCGCCCACGUGC